This is a messenger RNA of Mobula hypostoma (lesser devil ray), 9285 nucleotides long. Its product is annotated as DDB1- and CUL4-associated factor 1-like. The record is from RefSeq and is a predicted model, not a curated record. Gene Ontology annotation, molecular function: nuclear estrogen receptor binding; histone H2AT120 kinase activity. The coding region runs from base 1033 to 5568 and encodes 1511 amino acids. NCBI's taxonomy places the organism in Eukaryota, Metazoa, Chordata, Chondrichthyes, Myliobatiformes, Myliobatidae. Gene Ontology annotation, cellular component: Cul4-RING E3 ubiquitin ligase complex; nucleus. The transcript has 24 exons. Gene Ontology annotation, biological process: protein ubiquitination.
CUGUGGCCAAAUAUGUGGAGGCAAGUGGGGGUCAGAUCUGUCAGGGGUGUGGUGAAGAGGUAACAAUGGGACUGGACCUACAGUGGGGAAUUGGAAGAAAGUGGGGGCUAAUAUGGUUGCACAGGCUGCUUCUCUGUGCGUCAACUAUGUCGAGAUUUUGUAACCUGUGUCAGCAAGUUGUUGAGGUUGUCACUACAUAUAUCCCAGUUUGAGAUGGGUCUGUAUUCGGACCUUAAAAGGUUUGAGUAUGUAUGAGACAGGAAAGGUGACUUGACUUGUGAUCUUAUCAAAUUAUGUGGAGUAGGCUGCAGGCAAUUGCUGUCAAGCACUGUUGGGUUGUUUAUGUGAAGCUGUUGCACAGCAAACAACUGAGCGGGAGGAGGGGCAGGAAACAUUUGCUGGUACAUUAGGUUCCAAGCAGAAAAGAGUGUCUCUUGCCUGUGUUCGCUGUUGACCUUCGUUUCAUUGUUACUUGCAGCUCAGAAGCUGAUGAAAGGUGAAUUGACAAACCAUUUCAUCGGUGCAUGUAGUUGACAACUGGACGCACCCUGAGCUCAACUAAAGAACUGUCGUUUUCUUGUGCCGAUAGGGUUUUAGUGACUGCUGUCCUGUGCCUCUCAUCUAAGUGUGGCAACUUCCCCAGUGUCUGGUUGGAAAUGAGCCAACUGAUAGUGGUGUACCAGGUUGUACAUGGUGCAUAUGUCCCAGAUUGCUGCUAGUCUGCACAGGAGCUUUGACAACACGUACUGAAACGAAGCAAGCAAGUACAGUGGAAGGGAAAUGGGGGUGGGGGGAGAAGCUGCACCUUAUUGGCAGUCUGCAUCCUGAGCUGUCAGGCUUUUGUUUUCAUCAUUGUCACUGGUUGAGCCAUCUGGUGAAAGGAGAAAUUCUUGCUGUGAACCAGGCUUUUUGCCGUACUGUUAGUGAUGCAGAUGUAUGUUAGGCCUGCCUUAAGAAAGUCAGAAAUAAUGCUGCUGAAGUCUGUUGCAACACAACGCAGCCACAGCAGUGCUUGUGUUAUUGGGUUCAACAAUGGCUUCCGUAACUUCGAAUGUGGAUUCGAAAGCAGAACUCACUUCAUUACUGGAACAGUGGGAGCGAGAGAAUAGCAACGAGCAGAAUGUUAUUCCUGUGCUGACCAAGAUUUCAGACCUCAUUGAGAAAGAGACUGAGGAAUACCAUAAGGCUGACCCUGAUCCCUUUGACGAUAGGCACCCAGGUCGAGCGGAUCCAGAAUGUAGGUUGGGACAUUUGUUAAAAAUACUCUUUAAAAAUGAUGACUUCAUGAAUUCGCUGGUGAAUACUUACAUAAUGACUAGUAGAGACCCUGUAGUCAACACUUCAGCGUGCAGACUUCUCUUGGACAUUAUGCCUGGAUUGGAAACUGCUGUUGUUUUUCAAGAGAAGGAGGGGAUUGUAGAAAACUUAUUCAAGUGGGCAAAAGAAUCUGAUCAGCCACUGAGAACAUAUGCUACGGGCCUGCUUGCUGGAGCCAUGGAAAACCAAGAUAUUGCAGCCAAUUACCGGGAGGAAAAUUCACAGAUGGUACCAGUGAUGCUACAACGUUUACGAGACUUACAACUGCAAGAACUGGAAAAUAACCAGAAGACAAAAUGGCAGAGCCCGCGGAGGCCACACUUUACAACCUUGCUUCCAAUGGAUGAGGAAGCUGUGGAUAUGGACUAUGGUGAUACCUUGAAAGCCGAGGCUGUGGAGGACUGUGCCAAUAAUCUCUCCUUUCAAUUAAAUUCUUCACACAAAACCAGUAACAGGAUUAAUUCCUCCAUCAAAACUGCAGAGAAUGAGGAAGGAAUGAAGGGGAAGGAUGGACAAAGGACUGAGAGAGAGAAUACAAAUAAAACAGCCAAACAAAGACUCAGCUUUACAAACUUGGAAUCUGAACGAAUAUGUAAUGAGCAGUCAAAUAGCUGGUCGGAAAUGUCACCUUGGGUAAUUGGCACUAAUUAUAGCCUUUACCCUUUGACACCUGCCAUCGAGCAAAGAUUAAUUCUACAGUAUUUAACACCUCUGGGAGAAUAUCAAGAGUUGUUAGCUGUAUUUAUGCAGCUCGGUGCUCGCGAGCUGCUCAUGUACUACAUCGACUUGAAGCAAACUAACGAUGUUCAACUCACUUUUGAAGCGCUUAAGUAUCUGGCUUCUUUGUUAUUACAUAAGAAGUUUGCCGCAGAAUUUGUGGCUCAUGAAGGUGUUCAAAAGUUGCUGGAGAUCCCCAGACCCUCUAUGGCUGCCACUGGUGUUUCCCUGUGUUUAUAUUAUCUAGCUUACAACCAGGAUGCAAUGGAACGGGUGUGCUUACUCCCACACUCCGUGUUGUCUGACGUUGUCAGUUACACCCUGUGGCUACUAGAGUGCUCCCAUGAGUCAGGCCGCUGUCAUGCCACUAUGUUCUUCUCCAUCUCAUUCGCUUUCCGCUCUAUACUGGAGCUCUUUGACAAGCAGGAUGGUCUUCGACGGGUGGUUAAUUUGAUCAGCACGCUAGAAAUCUUAAACCUGGAAGAUCAGGGUGCUCUGCUUAGUGAUGACGAGAUCUUUGCCAGCCGCCAGACAGCCAAGCACACUUGUAUGGCACUGCGCAGGUACUUCGAGUCACAUUUGGGAAUUAAGCUGGAGCACGUGAAGAGAUCCUUGCAGCGGACAGAAGGAGGCGCUAUUGUUCAUCCUCACCCACCAUGUAAGGCCUGCUCCUACACCCAUGAUCAAGUCAUGGAGAUGAUGGAGUUUCUGAUUGAGUAUGGUCCAGCAAGACUCUUCUGGGAGCCAGCUGAAGUCUUCCAUAAGCUCUCCUGCGUACAGCUUCUGUUGCAGCUUAUAUCUAUUGCUUGUGAGUGGAGGACUUACUAUGGCAGGAGUGACACUGUUCGUUCUGCUCUAGAUGUACUGGCUGUCCUCACUGUGGUUUCCAAAACUCAGCUUCUACUAGCAGAACCUGUAGGUGUGAUGGAUGAAGGGUCAACUCCUGUUACUGCUGUGGGGAUGAGCAUUAUCCUUGGAGUUGCCGAGGGGGAUAUCUUUGCAAAUGAUGCAGAGACACAGAAGUCUGCGCUUCAAGUCAUCAUCAAUUGCGUUUGCGGGCCUGACAAACGUAUCUCCAGCAUCGGCAAAUUUAACUCCGGGACCCCUCGGCGCAAGAGUUUGCAGAACCCCAAGAGUUCAGAGAGUGUGCUGACCAAGAUGUGGGACAUGGUCCAGGCCAACAACGGCAUUAAAGUGCUGCUGUCCCUGCUGACCGUGAAGACGCCCAUCACUGAUGCAGACCAGAUUCGCACCUUGGCUUGCAAAGCCUUGGUGGGCUUGUCGCGCAGCAGCUCUGUGAGGCAGAUCAUCAGUAAGCUGCCUCUCUUCACCAGUGGUCAGAUCCAGCAGCUGAUGCGGGAGCCCGUGCUUCAGGACAAGCGGCAUGAGCACGUCAAGUUCUGCAAGUAUGCCUCCGAGUUGAUUGAGCGAGUCUCAGGGAAGCCCCUGUCUAUCGGCUCAGAUGUCUCGCUGGCCAGGUUGCAGAAGGCGGAUGUUGUGGCCCAGACACGGAUCACCUUCUCCGAGAAGGAGCUGCUGCUGCUCAUCCGCAACCACCUUGUGUCCCAUGGGCUCAACGACACUGCCUCAGCGCUCACCAAGGAGGCAGACCUUCCGAGGACACCAGCCAUCCAAGCUGCACAGCCUCACUCCUCGGCUUUCACACCAGUUGCCACCAGUAGUUCCCCGGUCGCUUUGCCCAGGACUCUAAGACUGGCCAACAGUAUUGCCCCUCGAGCCAUCAGCCUGAAUGCGUUUUCAACGCCCUGCCCAUCAAAGGCAGCGGUUUCUCAAGCAACCACCUCCGUACCUGGUCCGUCCUGCCCUAACGGCUCUCCGAUAAUCGGCAAGAUAAGCUUCUGCAAGGAGAAGCCAUCUCCCAGCAACAACACCACCAGCCUAAAGAAGCAGAGACUGAUUCGUCAGAAGUCAGACUAUGGUGCUUACAACCAGACGCCAGCUAUCAAAAAGCAGCUGGACCGCCACUUACCAUCACCACCGUCCUUGGAUAGCAUCAUAACAGAAUACCUACGGGAGCAACAUGCCCGCUGCAAGAAUCCUGUCGUUACCUGUCCCCCCUUUUCCCUCUUCACCCCCCACCAAUGCCCAGAGCCAAAACAAAGACGUCAGGCACCACUAAAUUUCACAUCCCGGGUGACGCACAGAGCUGCCUUUCCAAAGUAUGGUGGAGUGGAUGGUGGUUGCUUUGAUCGACAUCUCAUUUUCAGCAGGUUUCGACCCAUUUCUGUGUUCAGAGAAUCUGACGAAGAAGGCAGUGGUUUUACGUGCUGUGCAUUUUCUGCCCGAGAGCGCUUCUUAAUGCUGGGGACUUGUACUGGAGAACUUAAGCUCUAUAAUUUGUUCACUGGCCAAGAAGAAGCCACAUACGCCUGUCAUAACUCUGCCAUUACACACCUGGAGCCGUCCAAGGAUGGGUCCUUGUUGUUGACUUCAGCAAGCUGGAGUCAGCCUCUCUCUGCUCUCUGGGGAAUGAAAUCUGUCUUCGAUAUGAAACACUCUUUCACAGAUGAUCACUAUGUAGAGUUCAGUAAACUCUCUCAGGACAGAGUGAUUGGAACAAAGGAAGAAGUGGCACAUAUCUACGAUAUCCAAACUGGACAGAACAUUCUCACUCUCUACAAUCCAGAUCUAGCUAACAACUACAAGCGGAACUGUGCAACCUUUAAUCCCACAGAUGACUUGGUGUUAAAUGAUGGAGUGUUGUGGGAUGUACGUUCAACACAGGCGAUUCACAAGUUUGACAAGUUCAACAUGAAUAUUAGUGGAGUAUUCCAUCCAAAUGGACUAGAAGUCAUCAUCAAUACGGAGAUUUGGGACCUACGGACAUUCCACCUCUUGCAUAUGGUACCUGCGUUAGAUCAAUGUCGCAUUGUCUUCAACAACACAGGCACAGUCAUCUAUGGAGCUAUGCUGCAGGCAGAUGAUGAAGAUGAUUUCUUAGAAGUGAGAAUGAAAAGUCCCUUUGGAUCGUCUUUCAGGACCUUUGAUGCAACUGAUUACAAACCAAUAGCAACACUUGACGUGAAGAGGAAUAUUUUCGAUUUGUGCACAGACACAAAGGACUGCUAUCUGGCAGUGAUUGAGAAUCAAGGCAGCAGCAUGGAUGCCCUGUCAAUGGACACUGUCUGCAGGCUGUAUGAGGUGGGCCGUCAGCGGUUGGCUGAGGAAGAAGAUGAAGAAGAAGAUCAGGAGGAAGAGGAGGAGGAGGAGGACGAUGAUGACGAUGACGACGACGAUGAUGACUCCGAAGAUGAUCUGGACGACUUGGAUACUGACCCAUUGCUGGAGGGCGAGGAUGAAAACAAUGGGAGCGAGGCGAAUGCGGCUGAGGAUGGUGAGCAGGACUUCACACCAUCUGACGAGGAGGAGCUAGAGGCCCUGCUGGGUAAUGGCGAAGAUGAUGCUGGGGAGGACGACGAGGAUGAUGAUGAGUGGGAGGACAUUCUUGAAGAUUCAGAUAGCACAGAUAACUCUGACCUGGAAGAUGAUGUCAUCCUGUCCCUAACUGAAUGAAUGUUCCACGUGAAUUGGUGGACCCAACAAGAAUUGAGGUGCCCAAGUGUAAGGCACAUCCCUCCCUAGGGAAAGCAAAGCAAGCGUAAUGAACGUUUUUUUCAGGGUCCGUGAGUUCAGUCCUGAAAUAUUCACACGCAGAGAGGGGAACAGAGCUGGAACAAAUCUAAUUAUCAAAGUAGUGCUACCUUUCCCGUCGAAUUGUGUGAAACUGAAGAGACUCUUCAGCUGCUGCAGGCUGUAAGCUGUGGAAGAAUCGUGCCUCAGAGGUAGAGAAGUUGUGCAUGGUGUGGCCGUCACAGCUUCAGGAUAUGGAGACACAGUGCAUUUAAAGCAGAGAACUUUUUUUUUAAUGGAUUUUCUAGGGGACAUUUGUUUGUGUGUGAGUGUGUAAAUAUAAAUAUAUAUAAAAGAAAAGAGCCAUAUAUUGAGGAUGGUCAUAAUGAAGAAUUGGGCUGUAAUUUUCCAUUUGUAAUGUCAAAAAGUAAAGCUUUGAAACUGAGUUCAAUGCCCUGCUCACUGCAUCCUGCUAAUGCUCGUCUUUUAACAUUAAGGGCCCUCUCAAUCAGUGUUACAGAAAAUAGUUUGUGCUUUCGUUGCCAUGGUGUAAUAAGUGUUGGUAAAUUCAUCAGGAUCUUGAGACACAAGAUGAACAGAUAUGCCAAUAAGUGAUCAGUUUGAAUUGAAAUUCCAAGUGACUAAUGUGAAUAGCAGUUGUGGCUCUGUGUUUCCCUUGUAUCUGGCACAUCUCCUCCACAUCCAACCUGCAUUGACAAUCAAGGUACACAUCAUGGAGUUGUUUUUGUUUUAACUUGUCUUUACUGUCGAUCCAGCACCAGCCAAAACAUCUUUCAAAAGAGCUAGAAGAGAGGAAAAAAAGAAAAUGAGCUGCCUCAUCAUAACUAAGUAAAAGCUGAUCGGGUUUCAUGGACUGCAUUAUUGGACACAAAGCAUGUAACUUUCUGCUUGGGAUUUCAGAAUGACUAUUCCUGAGUUCUGAGUGCAGAGCACAAUUCUCCUGACGGUUGUGAGUGGGUGCUAACUGGACAUUUUCUUUAAAUGCAUUUGAGAGUAUGCACAAAUGAAGUGCACAAGUACAAUGUGUGAUACCAUGUGUGCACACUGUUCCCAGGUAUGUACAUGCAAACAUAUAUGCAGACAAGCAUAGACACAUUUGCAAAUUCUGGUUGCUCCUUGCUCAUCGUUAACUCCACUGAUUGUAUUGCCUUACAAAGUUAAGGAGAAAUGCUGACCUGUGGAACGAACACAGUUAAACAUCACAACUAGCCAGUGACGCCAGCACCACAGUGAUGAGGACCCACUCUGCACAGAGAUGGAAACUCCCUAUAUCUGCAACCAGUCUGCAGAGUGAGAGAUAUUAUGUGUCCCACUCUCAGUUCUGCUGAAGAUGAUAGUUACUUGUUCCUUUUUCAGUCUUCUGCUUGGUUCCAAGCAUGAAGAAACUCCUUUAAUGCUUCAGUAAUUAAUAACUUUCUUCCAUCGUCUACUAUUUCCUAGUUUGUCAUCUUUCUCUUUUCUAACGGUACCAGCUAAUUCCCCAGUGGCGGGACCUGCAUUUCUGUCGCUGGUCAAUUUAUGGAAAAGAGAGGGUGACCUGAGGUGAAAGAUACCUUGUAGUUCUCAAAUAGACCAGGUUAAUCAGUGUUUGGGCAGAGUUCCUGGGGAUGAUGACAAACUUUAGUGUAUAUCUGAGUGAACAAUUCAUUCACUGUUUACAGGUGAUGGUUUGGACUUGACUCAGAUUAUACUUCCAUCAAAAUUUUAAUUUCAUAUGGUUCUAAGAUAUUCAUUCUGUAACCUCAAAGAUGUCUCUGUUGUCUACCCUGGCUGCUCUUUGAUGCACAUCUCAUUUUCUUCAAGUGUUUCCCCCAGUGGCUGCCUUCGGGAGAGAUGCUGGUCACAGUUAUAACAACUGAGUAACCAAGCCCCUGAUAUCUCAACUUAAAGAUGGUAGGUUUUAGAUUACCUUCCUCUACACCUCCCUCCAAUCCCUUUUUGAGGUUUCCCUUUAUUUGUUCAACUGAAGUAGAUCCAAAAAGAGGCCUUACUCUCAACUUUUCCAAGCAGAAUAAUUAUAAUCUGCUGAUGUCUUAUUGGUAUAGCAGCAGCAUUAUAUACAAGUAGCUUGGAGUGGUGUAGAAUAUUACUUCCUCUUCAAACUUGUCCUUCGAUAUUAGUCUCCAAGUAUUAAUGUACUUGAGCAAGUGAAUGGAUAAAAUGUUUUAGCUUUGUCCCUUGAAUAAUGAAAGAAGUUGUGUUUCAUUGACAGGAAUGAGAUUUGGGUGGGUAACACUCAGCUUUCAACUUCUAUCAAUGUUGGCCAGCAUAAGAAACUUUUGAAUCGCCUGGGAAAUUACCUUUCUCAUGAGUUGCCUUUUUUCUGUGAUGCAACAAGAUUCAGUAAUCCUGCUCAGUGCCCAUUGGAUGGCUAAUGAAAGAAAUGUCAUACUAAUACAACUGGAGGGGUAUCUGCGUGCAUUGUUCCAAAGAGCCUUGGGCUGUUUAUGUAAUCUUAACGUAUUUAAAUCACAUUCACUUUCACAGAAUCUAAAUGCCCCAGUAACCUUUAACCAGCCUGUAGGGUGAUAUUCAAAUGCAAUAAGCCAGUAAAUUAAAAAGAAAAGGCUUCUUGGACUGGUAUGUCUGGCCUUCAAGGGCCAAGCUCUGUGGCUAGAGAAGAGUGUGCAGAGUUUUAAAUAUACCAAACCCAUACUGUCCCAGCCUGAGCGUAUUGGGAAACUGCAGAAGGAUAUUUACUAUCUAAUGCAGGAUAUUGCUCCUCGGUGGGGUGGGACGAUCUUUAUCCUGUGCUACUUUACUGUGGCAAUAUAGAGGAAGUUUCUCAGUACUUAUUCUGUAUUGUACACCAACUGAGCAGUAUUGAUGCUGACUACUGAAUUCUUGGUGGAGGGGAGAAGAAGUUCCUUUUCCCCAAGUGUUGUCAUCCAUUUCACCAACCUAAAACUCUCCGGGGUAAGCAAUUGCCCAAAAUUAGCCUCAAGACCAUCAUAGAUGAGGUCACAAAUGUAAUUUUUGAAUGAGAAGCUCAUACCCUGAGUUGGACUAGCCUUGUUAUACCUAUGCUGCUGCGAACAGUAGCAGAGGUAGAGUGGGUCAAAUCUCAUUAAUGCACUGACAUUGUCUAUGGGUUUGCAGGAGUGAGGGGUGUGAUAUUACGUGAGCAACACCAUGAGAAUGAUACCAGAUAGAUGGAAUCAAUUCUCCCUCCUUGCUGCAGCUUCUGUCUUUUGACCCAAUGAUUGUAGAACAAGGUUCUGCCACAAAGUGGUGCUGGAAUACAAGUACUGGUUGCUUGCAGCAGUAGCAAGGCAAGUGAUGUCAUUGUUUCAAAAGAAACAAUCUAAUUAUUUUCCUUUUUUUUCUAGUUCUAGUUGAGCAGGACAGGGUCUCCACUUAGCCCUGACUUGGGCUGUUAAUGGCAAUGCACACAUUACGGUAGACUGUCUCUUCGGGUGGGGAGGAGAAAGUAUAUAAAGCAAAACAUUGAAAGCUCAUUAGCAGGAAAAAAACAAACAAGAACCAGGUCUUAUUUCAUGCGUUUACCUAAGAGGUGCAUCAAUAUUUUUGUGCAUUUUCCUGUAAUUUACAAACGUGUGAUACAAAGCACAAACUGUAAAAAGAUUAGGCCUUGUACAGAAUUCAGCUGAAAUAUUUUUAUUACUGAAAAUGAAACAA